Molecule: messenger RNA, 2116 nt
Organism: Myripristis murdjan (pinecone soldierfish)
Lineage: Eukaryota; Metazoa; Chordata; Actinopteri; Holocentriformes; Holocentridae
Product: melanocortin receptor 5-like
Exons: 5
Coding region: 128-1162 (344 amino acids)
Biological process (GO): G protein-coupled receptor signaling pathway
Cellular component (GO): membrane
Molecular function (GO): melanocortin receptor activity
Source: RefSeq, a predicted model, not a curated record
UCCAUCUGAGCUGCUGCUUGGAGAGAUUUGAGCCGCCGCUCCACUGACAGGAGACCAGAGCAGGUGGCUGCAUGAAAAUGCCCUCUAGAGCAGACCUGCAGUGAUCUGGACAAGAAGCACAACAGGGAUGAAUGCGUCCGACGACUCCUCGUUCCAGCAGGAGCUGCUGUUUGGUAACUCCACGUUGGGUUACUAUUACUAUCACCAAAACUACACCCUGCCCCCUUCCUUACUCCCAGACAAGACCGGCACCCCCAAGCCUACAGCAUGCGAGCAGGUCCACAUCGCCACAGAGGUCUUCCUGAUUCUCGGUAUCAUCUCUUUGCUGGAGAACAUCCUGGUCAUUACAGCCAUUAUAAAGAACAAGAACCUCCACUCACCCAUGUACUUCUUUGUCUGCAGUCUGGCUGUAGCUGACAUGCUGGUGAGUGUGUCCAAUGCCUGGGAGACGAUCAUCAUUUACCUCCUCAACAACAGACAGCUGGUGGUGGAGGACCACUUCAUCCGGCAGAUGGACAACAUGUUCGACUCCAUGAUCUGCAUCUCUGUUGUCGCAUCAAUGUGUAGCCUACUGGCCAUCGCCGUGGAUAGGUAUGUCACUAUCUUCUAUGCACUGAGAUACCACAACAUUAUGACGGUGAAGAGAGCCGGCUGCAUCAUCGCGGGGAUCUGGACCUUCUGCACAGGCUGUGGGAUCGUUUUCAUCAUCUACUCAGACACCACCCCCGUCAUCAUCUGCCUGGUCUCCAUGUUCUUUGCCAUGUUGUUGCUCAUGGCCUCCCUUUACAGCCACAUGUUCAUGCUGGCACGUUCGCACGUCAAGCGCAUCGCCGCCCUGCCUGGUUACAACUCCAUCCACCAGCGGGCCAGCAUGAAAGGGGCGAUCACGCUGACGAUUCUGCUGGGGAUUUUCAUCGUCUGCUGGGCCCCGUUCUUCCUCCACCUGAUCCUCAUGAUCUCCUGUCCCAGGAACCUCUACUGCGUGUGCUUCAUGUCCCACUUCAACAUGUACCUCAUCCUCAUCAUGUGCAACUCUGUGAUUGACCCGCUGAUCUACGCCUUCAGGAGUCAGGAGAUGAGGAAGACAUUUAAGGAGAUCAUCUGUUGUUACAGUUUGAGAAAUGUCUUCACCAACAUCUGCGCUCUGACAGGUAAGUACUAAGAAAUAGAGACUGAAAACACGAAUGACAGCAUGGACAGAGUUGGGGGAAAAUGGAUGUGAUGGACAUGAGGAAACAAAUUUGGCACUAGUGGGAGGUUCUUUGAAUACGUGACUGAAGCAAAACACACUGUAUGAGAACCAGUUAAUUGCACUUUUCAUGGCAACCAGGUAAAUGCACAGUGACUAGUAAAGCACAGUUUUGUGUUCUGCCCAGAAAGCAUCAAAACAACAGUAGAUAUCUGGAAAGGGGACACUCUAACAUAUGGGAAUGUUAGGCUGUUUUCUCUUAAAUGUGUCUCUUGUAGCGGCCAGUUUAUUGCUACAUUAUUAUGCACACCGUCCUGCUGGAAGUGCUUCAUCGCCGACACUGCUCUUACUCUCCUCUGACCUUUUUCAUUGCUGAGUUGUUUUUGCCCGCAGGGCUCCUGCUGAUAGGAUAGUUUUGUUUUGCCAUAUAAUUCUCAUUAAAACUUAGACACUGCUGUGUAUGACCAACAAACACGAGAGUGGAGCCUCACUGAUACUGGAUUUUUGGGGCCAAUAGAGAUAUUUUAGAGUGCUAAAAUGUAUCAUUAUUAUUAUUAUUAUUAUUAUUAUUAAAUACAUAAAACAUGUUUUAGGAGAGAAUCAAAUUCAGCACCCAGAUGUUACAGUUACUGUUACAGUUAACAAUGAACUUUGUCACUUCUUUGUCACUAUCUUGACAACCAGCAGCUCAGCUGUGCCACAAAGUAUUGUUAACAAUGGAAUGUAUUUAAAGAUAAUCCUGUUGUAAAACAUCUCAACUUGCUGAUCUGUCUUUUCUUGCAUAUUGGGCACAUACGCCAAUAUCGAUACAUGCGAUGCGCUAACAUGGACCAAUAAUAUUGGCCCAAUCAAUAUAUAUCAGUUGGCCUCUACAUUCCACGCACAGUCGCUUAUAUCUUAUCAUUUUAAGACACUAUCAAAUGGAAG